Ilex paraguariensis (yerba mate) is the source of this 1251-nucleotide messenger RNA. The record is from the annotation of a GenBank genome assembly. Lineage: Eukaryota; Viridiplantae; Streptophyta; Magnoliopsida; Aquifoliales; Aquifoliaceae.
AUGGUCAAAUGUACAGGUUCAGAACCCUUUGGAUUUAGCCUCAAGCUCAUCCCAUGGGACUCACCGGAAUCACCUUUGUACCCCGGGAACCUCACUCAGCUUCAAAAAAUUCAAAGGUUGGUUAGCUUCUCUGAAUCAAGGUCAAACUAUUUGGCAUCCAUUUCAUCUCCUCAGAUUGCUAUCAACCCUGACAACAUCCAGUUCCCGGUGCAACUCUACAACUUGCAGCAUACUGUAAGUCUCAAAAUUGGUAUUCCAAUCACAGAAGUAAACUUGCUCAUGGACACUGGCAGUGCCUCUAUUUGGACACAGUGUGCCACGUCCAAGUCCUUUUUUGCCCAGGAAAUGAGUCUUUUUGACCCAAAAAUUUCUAAGACCUAUGCAAAGCUUCCCUGCAAGCAUCCUAUCUGCAGGAAGAACCGGAAAUUUUGCAACUGCAUCACGGGGCCAUGCAUCUGCAGCUUCACCUAUGGUAAUGGAGCCUUCAGCCCCAAACGGAAGUUUAAAGUUACUCUCUCCUCGGAUACAUUUCAUAUGCCUCUCAAAAACCAAGUCUACAAACCUUUUCCCAAUAUGACAUUUGGCUGCUCAAAGGAGAAGCUUGACAAUUUUUCAGGUACACUGGGAAUGGGCAAGUCUCUGGUUUCUUUAAUAAGCCAACUGCGUCGUGAAGUUCAGGGACGCUUCUCUUACUGCUUUCACAAUGGCAAUAGCUACCUAAGAUUUGGUGAGGACAUUCCUGUAAGAGCACAAGGCCUCAAGACAACCCCAUUGGUAAAUCUAAGCCUCCCCCUUUACUAUUUAAACUUGAUUGAUAUCAGUGUUGGCACGCGACGCUUGAAAUUUUCUCGUGGUUUCUUUUCAUCUUGCACUAUAGACUCUGGAACUCCCUUCAGUGUCAUUGCUGGAAAGGCUUAUAGUCAGGUGAUUCGGGCGUUUGCAGUUUAUUAUUUUGGUAAACUUGACAAAAUUGAUGGCAAGAAAUACAAGCUAGAACUUUGUUAUAAUUUGACUCGAGGUUUUCAGGACUUUGCAAGCAUUACUUUCCAUUUUCGAGAGGCUGAUUUAGUGACAGUAAGUACUUAUAUAAUUGACCGUCAAGCCGGGUAUAUGUGUGUGGCAUUGAAACAGGGAGGAAAUCUAACAGUAUUGGGAGCAUUGCAGCAGUGGGAUAAGAGGUUUAUUUAUGAUAUUAAUGCAAAUACACUGCAGUUUUUCAGUGAGAAUUGCUCAAAAGAUAGAGGAGGAUAG